AUGGUGGUUGCACGAAAGUGGAUUUACGUGAAGCCAUUCGAGGGGUUGCCGAAAGACGAGAAUUUCAAGCUGGAGGAGGAAGUUUUGCCAGAACCAGCUGAUAAUGAAUUUCUUGCCGAGGCUGAGUUUCUAAGCGUCGAUCCGUACAUGCGCCCGUACAUGGCAAGCUAUCCGGCUGGUUCGCUGAUGAUUGGCGGACAGGUGGCAAAGGUAACGGCAAGCCGUAACGCUAGUUACCCGGUCGGUUCGUACGUGUUCGGUAAUUUCGGUUGGCGCACGCACACCAUCGUCAAUCCGAAUAAGUCGGGCGAUAGCAAGCCGUACGUUUUGCCCUCGUUUGGAAAGCAUCCACGGUCGCUCGGUGUCGGCAUACUCGGUAUGCCGGGCAAUACGGCGUACUUUGGUUUUCUGGAGCUCUGUCGACCCAAGGAAGGCGAAACGGUAGUCGUGAGUGGGGCAGCCGGUGCGGUGGGUAGUGUUGUUGGGCAGAUAGCGAAGAUCAAGGGUUGCCGGGUAGUUGGUAUCGCCGGUACCGAUGACAAAUGUGAAUGGUUGCGGCAGCUUGGAUUCGACGCGACCAUCAACUAUCGUAAGGUGGGACAGAGCGGAUUUUCCGCUGCGCUGAAAGAGUCCGCCCCGAAAGGUGUGGACUGCUACUUCGACAACGUGGGUGGAUACAUCUCGGAGGCUGUGCUGGGACAGAUGAAUUUGUACGGGCGGAUUUCUGUGUGUGGGACGAUCUCCAACUACAAUGAUGCACGGGUGCAGGUGUCCGACCCGCAGCGUGAGUUCGUAUUUAAGCAACUCUGCCAGGAAGGUUUCCUCGUGACCCGCUGGACCAACCGUUGGAUGGAGGGUAUCCUGCAAAAUCUCCGCUGGAUCGAGGAGGGCAAACUGACCUACCAGGAAACGAUCACGGAGGGUUUCGAGCAGAUGCCGAAAGCCUUCGUAAGCAUGCUCACCGGUGGAAACACUGGUAAGGCGGUGGUAAAGGUCUAA
This is a messenger RNA of Anopheles marshallii, 999 nucleotides long. RefSeq names its product prostaglandin reductase 1-like. The coding region runs from base 1 to 999 and encodes 332 amino acids. Gene Ontology annotation, cellular component: cytoplasm. Gene Ontology annotation, biological process: prostaglandin metabolic process. The record is from RefSeq and is a predicted model, not a curated record. Gene Ontology annotation, molecular function: 15-oxoprostaglandin 13-reductase [NAD(P)+] activity; 2-alkenal reductase [NAD(P)H] activity. The transcript has 2 exons. NCBI's taxonomy places the organism in Eukaryota, Metazoa, Arthropoda, Insecta, Diptera, Culicidae.